This is a messenger RNA of Seminavis robusta, 10293 nucleotides long. Lineage: Eukaryota; Bacillariophyta; Bacillariophyceae; Naviculales; Naviculaceae. The record is from the annotation of a GenBank genome assembly.
AUGAGCGAAGACAACAGUUACAGCGAUUAUUCUGGGGGCAGCUAUGACGACGAAGGAAGCUACCGAAGCCAAGGCUCGGGAAGCUUUAGGGAGGGCGACAGAAAAAACUCCCACCACAGCCGCGGUAGCCAAUCCAACGAAAGUCGCAGUCAGAGGAGCUACGAGAGCGGCUCAUUCCGAAGUGGUCAAGGAAGCUAUGUUAGCGGUGAAGGAAGUCAGCGUAGCUACGAGAGUGGAUCGUAUCGGAGUGGGGAUGGAAGCUUCAAAAGUGGCCAAGAAGAGGGCAGCAAAGGGAGCUACGGAAGCGGAUCAUUUCACAGUGGCGACGGCAGCUACAGAAGUGGUGAAGGGAGCUACGUAAGCGGUGAAGGGAGCUACGUAAGCGGUGAAGGGAGCUACGUAAGCGGUGAAGGGAGCUACAGAAGUGGCGAUGGGAGCUACAGAAGUGGUGAAGGAAGCCAACGUAGCUAUGAGAGUGGAUCAUAUCGGAGUGGUGAUGGAAGCUUUGUCAGUGGCAGAGAUGAGGGCAGCCAGAGGAGUUUUGGAAGCGGGUCAAUCCACAGCGGAAAUGGGAGUUUAAGAGAUGAAGGCGGUCAAAAGGAUCAAAAAGAGGGGUCAAUUCACAGUGGACAGGGAAGUUUUGUCAGUGAGAGAAACGAGGGAAGUCAACUAGGUGAUGGAAGUGCAUCAUUUCGCAGCGGAGAUGGGAGUUUUGCUAGUGGCGGGAAUGGUGGCAGUCAAAGGGAUCACAAAAGUGGAUCAAUUCACAGUGGACAGGGUAGUUUUGUCAGUGAGAGAGAUGAAGGCAGUCAACGGAGCUAUGGAAGUGCAUCUUUCCAGAGUGGGGACGGGAGUUUUGCUAGUGGCGGGAAUGGUGGCAGUCAAAGGGACCACAAAAGUGGAUCAAUUCACAGCGGAAAGGGCAGUUUUGUCAGCGAGAGAGAUGAGGGAAGUCAACAGAGCUUUCAAAGUGGGUCAUUUCACAGAGGAGAUGAGAGUUUCGCUGGCAGUGGGAAUGGUGGCAGCCAACGGAGCUUUCCUGGGGAGGGUCCCGCUGACAAUGGUCCCGGGGGUUCUGCCAGGAGUCUCGACAGUGAGCCAAAAGAAGGCAGCCUGGAGUUGUCCGAAGCUUUUGUUCCAAGUGACGAAGAAUCGCUGGAAGAGGAGUCUCGGGCAGCUGACGAAAAUAGUUUGUCUCUGUCGCAGGCUUUCAGCCAACGUUCUGACAGCGAUUACUCUGGUUCCCAGGAUGGCGAAGACAGCCGCUCCUACACUGGCUCACACUCUUCCUACGGAGACUCGUACAGAUCAGGUGAGGAUGGCUCAUACAGAUCAGGCGAGGGUGGCUCAUACAGAUCAGGCGAGGGUGGCUCAUACAGAUCUGGUUCCUACGACGAUGGUUCUGCUUCCUACAGAUCUGGUGAUUAUAGGACAGGGUCGGAGGGAUCACAGUCGCCUCGAUCCCAGGGUUCUUCCUACAGGUCUGGUUCAGUUGGCUCACACUCCGAUCAUGGUGGGUCAAAAGGUGCACAAGAUCAAGAACAAUCCUUUGUAUUGUCGCAAGAGUCAGGGUCCCUUCAUGAUGGACAUGACACCCGAAACUCGAUAUCGAAGAGUUCGAAUUAUGACAGCUUUGCAAAUGAUAGCGGCCUACAAUUUUCACAACAACAGCUUCCAGCUUCCAUGCUUCCCCAGCAGGGCCUACACGACAACAGUCAAACAGACCAAAAAGAAAGGUCAAAUGAGUUUUCAGGGGGGGCAGAAAUUCAAAAACAGGGAUUUGAUGGAAAGAACAAAGCCCCUGGAGGAAGCCCGCAAUCUCAAGACGGCGAAAGUCAACAUAGCGACUAUUCGGGUGCUCUCAGCGACGACAUUGGAAACGAAGGCAGUUUUGGAAGUAGAGGUUCCGUUGACAGCGGCAGCGGAGACAGCGUCGAUUCUAGACGAGAUCAAGAGCAGUCAUUUGUAUUGUCACAAUCGAGGCCUUCCCUUCAUGCGUCCGAUUCCGGAGAAGACGGUCAGCCCCAUAGUGAACACGUCCAAUCCAGAGGAGGAGAAACGAGCGGCGAAAGCAGCGGCUUUACGUUUGCACAAGAUUCGAAUGUCUCGUCCUUUUAUAGCAGUGCUGGAGUCACUUUCGCGGACGAUACCACCAACAGCGACAACGUCGGAGAUGUACCGCUUGGAAGCCAAGCUCAAGACAGUUUUCUAGGCACGGCCACUGAGGAUUCGAGCAGUGAUGCAGAUGAGAACUUUGAUUCGUUUGCCGAGGCUUCGGGUGCUAGUGCUGCAUUUGGUGGUAGCAAGCUUGUUGAUGGGUCGCACGAGGGCAGCUUCGAGGAGAGUAUCGAUGAUGGGUCCUUUAGCUCCGCUGGGAGUCAGGCUGUGCGAGAAAAUGACAAUAGCUUUGUUAGUGCCGGGUCGGCAGCAAGUCUGAAUGAUCAUGUUUCAGAUGGAUCCAACGUGGAUGGAUCUAUUGGGGGCGAUGAAGUCGGAUCUGUUGAUGGGAGCUACUCGGAUCGUUCAGGCGGUUCUCAGUUGUCGGGGUCCAUGGGUGACGGAGGCGACAGAGACUCCAAAGGUAGCUAUAGUGAGGGAUCGGGCGGGAGUCAUUUGUCUGGGUCCCGUGAGGCUCUUGGCACUGAAGAUGGGCCUGGUCCAGAACCGGAAACUGCGAAAGAUCUGAGCGUCCACAGCAACAACGAAGACCCUGGAGGCAGAGAUGCUGGGACGCACCAAGAUGGUUCGAUUCGCAACGGUGACGAAAAUCCCAGUCCGCUCCCUGGAGAUGAAGCCAACGAGGGCGAUGCCAACAGUGAACCCGCCGGAAGUAUCGGUGAUGAGCUUGAAGCUGAAUUCGACAUGUCGGGAAUGGACAUGGAUUUGGAUGAUCACGACAGCGCAGAUGAUCUGGACGCCUCGGGGCUUGGAUCUUUCGAAUCGGAUUUCGGCGACCAUGCUGGGGCUGACGACGUAAGCUUGGAAAUCGACGAUGCUGACCUCUUCGAAACUGAUAUUGGGGACGACCUUCUGAUGGAGGAGGCCGAAGCGACACCCGAAGAACCCGCCAAAUCAAACCAAGAGGAGGCAGGUCUAGCCAAUUUGCCAGCUGGCAAAGAGAGCAGAGCCGUUGCGGGCAGUAGAAGAAAAAGCCGCGGCGAGGGCAAAUCUGAGAGCACGACCGAUUCAAAUAGUAGACAGGUACAUGCGGAGGUCGCGGCAUCCCCUGCAGCGAAAGCGGCAGACCCCAACAAUUCACAUGGUUCGUUGGGUUCAGGGGAAGAUUACAAUGCCGCCAUGAGUCUACCUCCGCAAAGCGAUGGCAGCGUUGGCAGCGUUGACAGCGAAGGUCAACCGCUUUCGCCUGUGUCGGGUGGAUCAAGGAGAUCCGAAGAGCCAAAAUCACCCUUCAGCAUGGCUAGUUCUGGCGAUUUGGGAAGGGGAGGUGCCAGUUUAAGCCCUGGCAGCCAAUCUUUGUCAGAAGGAAGUCAAGCUUUUUCAGAGGGCAGUCAGGCUUUGUCAGCGGGCAGUCAAUCUUUGUCGGAGGGAAGUCAAGCUUUGUCGGGGGGCAGCCAGGAUGAGCAUGACAUAGGCGACGGGUCAAUGAAUGAGGACGAUGAUGUCAGCGCUGGGUCGUCGGUUUACGGAGAGGACAGAAGUGCUGCUUCAGAUGAGGAAGAACCGAUUAACGACAGCCUUCCAACCCUUUUAUCUCACCGUACAGACGAUGUGCAAAGUACAGUUGAUGACAGUUUCCCCUCUCUGGUGACCGCUGGUGAGGAAAGCUUUCUUUCGAGGGGGGCUGAUAGUGCUCGUGAUAAGGAAAUAGAAGACAUUCACGAGCAGGAUGAUUCACAUUCCGAGGCAGAUGAACACGGCAGCCUAGAAGCGGAUGAUGAUGGCAGUCUGUCUGCUUCUGAAAUUUUUCAAGGCAGUGAUGAUGGAUCCUUAGAGGACACAGGAAGCAGAAGUGGGAGUGAACAGGAAGACAGCUUCUCAGCUUCGGAGCUUAUGGAAUCCAACAAUGAUGGAAGCUACAGUGAAGGGGGCAGCGAAGGUGGCAGCGUCUACAGCGACCAGGAAGGGUCUUAUGCGGAAGAAGGGUCGUAUGAUUCCUACGACGAGGACAAAGGAUCACAGCCCGACAUCGAUGAUGCCGGUGAUGGUGAUGACAUAGAUGCGGAGGGAGGGAGUGCUGGUGGGAGCUAUGCAAGUGGGGAGGAUGCUGGCUCGUUUGAUUCUCGCGCCGAAGGAUCGAUCGCGAGUGGGGAGGAUGCUGGAUCUUUGGCCGAGGGAUCAUUGGGAUCAUUUGUUAGUGGAGCGGAAGAUGAAGGUUCCUUCGUCAGUGGAGCUGGAGGCGAGGAGGGCUCGUUUGAUUCUCGCGCGGAAGGAUCGUACGCAAGCGGGGAGGAUGCUGGUUCUUUGGCCGAAAAUUCGUUGGUUAGUGGAGCGGAUGGCGACGAUGCCAGUUAUGUGAGCGGGCAAGAUGAAGGUGGAGCGGAAGGUGAUGAAGGCUCUUAUGUGAGCGGGCAAGAUGAAGGGUCCUUAGGUUCCUUUGUUAGUGGAGCGGAAGGUGAUGAAGGCUCUUAUGUGAGCGGGCAAGAUGAAGGCUCCUUAGGCUCCUUUGUUAGUGGAGCGGAAGGUGAUGAAGGCUCUUAUGUGAGUGGACAGGAUUCCUACAUUAGUGGAGAGGAAGACGGUUCAUACCGUUCCGGAGAGGAAGAUGCUUCGUACCGGUCAGGUGAGGAAGAUGCGUCGUACCGGUCGGGAGAGGACGAGGCUUCAUACCGGUCGGGGGAAGAAGACGCUUCGUACCGGAGCGGAGAGGAGGACGCCUCGUACCGGAGCGGUGAAGACGAGUCCUAUUAUAGUGGAGAAGAGGACUCGUAUGUCAGUGGUUCUUACCAUAGCGGAGCAUCAUUGUCUCAAAUCGAGGAAGAAGGGUCGUACAUAAGCGGAGAAGACUCUUACUCUUCCAGAACAGACAGAACAGGCGAUGAAGACAGAUCCUACACCAGCCAGGAGGACGGCAGUUACCGCAGUGGUAGUUACAAUUCCUAUGAUGACGAAGAAGAGUAUUCACCCGGAGGAAGCUUGCGCUCGGGAAGUUUAAAGAGUCCUGGUAGCCAAUAUGCGGAUGGUGCAGAACUUGAAUCAAUUGUGGAAGCAGACGAAGAAAGCUCUGCCGGCAGCAGGCUCCUUGAUGAUUUGGCCAGCAUAGACGAGGAAAACGAUGAAGGGUCGCUCAGCCCUGAUGAGGACCUCGACUAUUCCGGAAGACGAAACGAGUCAGUCAACGAUAGUGCCUUCUUCCCAGAUGCUAGCAUAGACGGAACACUGGCAUCAAGUGGCUACCUCCAGACCGACGGUGAUGGAGCAAGGUCGGCUCAGGAUCGCAACAACCAGCUCCUGGGAAUAGCAGAGGAGGAUUUGGGCGAGGAGGGGCAGGAAGACCCAGACAGAGUGGUCAAGAAAAAGAAGAAGAAAAAGAAGAAAAAGAAAAAGGCAAAGAAGAAUCGCCCUAAAGUCAAUGUGAGGAGUGAAGCACUCCUAGAUCUGGUGGAGAACCUGAAUGACGCGAUGCUUGAAUUAGAAGAGGAGGAGAACCGAAGUGACAUUGAUGAUGCCGACAUGGACUCGUCAGCUCGCAGGCUCCUUCUUGGUUUUGAAGCAUUGCUGGGAAUAUUACUUCAGUUGUCGGACGAAUUGGAACUGGUUUCGACGUUUGCCAGCAAGAAGGACAAUAUUGCAAUUGAUGCGCUUCAGGCAGUUCUCAGUUUCGCCCCUGAGCUCAAUCAUGUUUUCACACAGCUCAAACCAAUCCUACAAGACUAUCUGUAUGAAGAACCAGACGAGGAGAUGGAUGAUCUGCUCUAUCGAUUAAAUUCCCUCAUGGACCUUUUGGUUGAGUCAACACAUCGUGUGGGAGAAAGGCAUGAAUGGAACCCGAGAGCGGAGACUGCGUAUGUCACUCUGCUUGAAAUGCUCGAGCGAGAUGCUUUGGAAGUGUCAUGCUUAUACGAUGACGUCGAAGUACCUGAAUAUCCACUAUCAGAUCAUCUGAUGGAAGCCUGGACCGAAACAGGCCAUGAGGAGGAGUUCAAGACUUUGGAUGUUACGGAUGACAUUUGGAUGUUUCGCCAAGUGUGCUACGAGGUUUUAGUCAGCACUGACCAGUGGUGCCCCGACACAAGAGUGUUGAUGGAUAUCUGCGGAAUCGAUCCGGCUGACAUGGACGAGUCUAGAAUUCAACCAGGCGACGAUUACGAGAUGGCUCCAGUUCCAGAUGCCGCGAAACAGGUGCUCGAGAAAGUCCACGGUGAUCCUUUGCCUCGAAAAGCUGCCAUGGCCAGCAUUCUGCGCAGGAUCCUACCACCCAGGGCCAUCACAGAUACAUCCCUGCUGGACAGCUUUGCAAGCAUUCGAAACACAAUACGAAACCCUCGGGGAUUAUCAGCUACAAACCUUGUGGCUGUUUCAUCCGUUCCAGAGUUGUUCAGUGACCCAGAGUCCCUUGGUGUGGAUGGUGUUGGAAAAACAACGCUUGCAGCCAUGGUUGCCCACCAUGCAGAUGUCAGGCGUUUCUUUUUGGAUGGGGUCAUUUGGAUUUACAUUGGUCAAAUGGAACUCAACUAUACUCGAUACACCCAAUGUUUGAGAGAGCUGCUGGCUCAACUGUAUCUCGAGGACGAUGAGCAAGUUCCCAUGUUCCCCGACUUGAUACACACACCGGGCGAGACAAGGGCAAAGCGGCGGCGUCGGGAGGAGGGCUUCAUGUUACAUGUUCGCGAGACAAUCGCAGACUUCUUGCAAUAUAGGGACGUGUUGAUCAUUUUGGAUGACAUUUGCUACGAAGCUGAUCUUGAUUGGUUUGAUUUUGCACCAAUUCAGUCAGAGAAUCCGGGUGAAGAAUUUACCUUUGCUCUAUUGGUAACCACAAGGUGCCGGUAUUUGCUCCCUGCUGCUGACACAGUUGAGAUCGAUAUGCUUGACGAGGCAGAUGCAAUUCAACUGCUGAUUCAGGAAUCAGGAGAGAAUCUUUCACAGACUCUCAUGGCAGAGUCACCAGAAGCACGUUCAGUCGUUCGAGAGUGUGCAAAUCACCCACUUGCUGUCAAAUCGGUCGGGCGCUGGCUCAACCUUAAACAUGCAACUGCUGGUGUUGUUAGCAGCGUUGAGGAGAUCCAUGAUGAUGUUGUGAAAUCCAUGGAUAAGAUUCUGAAAAAUGGAGAUCAACAGGAUGCCGAUAUGAUGUACGAGAUUUUGAAUAUGAGUCUUUCCCCAGCCAUCAAUGGGGAGCCAACAAACAUCAUCAAGUUCUGCUUCUCCGCGUUUGUUGUUGUCUUCUGCGACCGGAAUCACAUUUCAGAGUUUGCUUUAAUCGAAGAUUUCCCCAUGGUGCCCAUGCCAAUGGCGGAAUUGUUCUUCGAAUCACUUCUAGAACUAGAGGAGAACACUCUGCUGAAAGAAGGAAGCCUUUUCUACGAACAAAAGAAAGAAGCUGCAGUACUCAUCCCCGAGGCAUUGUCUGCACUUGGUGUAUUGAAAGUCAUUGCUACAUAUUCAGAGCCUCCAGAGGAAGAAGGUGGAGAAAACCCACCAGAGAACCAGGGAGAGGAGAAAUACCUGCAAGUCAUGCACUCAAUCCAGCAAGAAUACGGAGAAUCGUUGUGCCGUGACGAUGACUCACUCCGAGAACUCACCAAGGAUGCUGAACGGCGGUGGAACAAUGCAUUUGCGCACGCGUUCCUUGCAGGGGAUAGAGACUGGGAUUCAGAGUUUCCGGAUGCUGCCCUUGACUAUGCUCUUGAAAUGCUUCCCUCUCAUAUGAUUCGUGGUGGAAUGGAUGUCUCUGCGGCGGAUUUGCUAUCGAAUAAUGGGUUUGUUCGUGGGCGGUUGUUCCUUUUGGGUCGAGAAAAUGCCACUCGGCGUCACAUCAAGGACUGUGAACAUCUGUUCAACAUAAUGCCAGAGGUGAGGUCUCGAAGCAAGAAGAAGCGAGACAGGAAAGCCGUCAUGCGAGAUUGUUAUGAAACGCUUGGCAAGCAGCUUGAAAUGGAUGAAGAUUCAGGUGGCCCAGAGGACAACCGUGUGAAAGGAGUUGAAGUUGGACGUGCUCAUUAUGAUAUUGGCUUUUCUCUGGCGGACAAAAAGUGUUGGGAUGCUGCAAUAGCUCACUGGGAGAAGAGCCAAGAGCUGCUAGUCUCUUCUAUAGGUAUGGUUGAGAUUGUUGCGGCGAUUCUCUUUAAUGUUGGUGUUGUCUAUGCGGAAAUGAGUGACUAUGAAAGAUCACUGAGCUCAUUGAAGCAGUGUCUUAGAAUCCGUGGUGCCCUGCAUGGUGAAGACCAUCUGCUGUAUGCUCAAACCAUCCAGAAGAUUGGCGAUGUCUUCUUGAAUAUGAGCGACUACCACGAAGCAAUGGAGAGCUACAACUGGGCUCUUGACGUGAUGCACAUUGAGCCGAGUCUCCACAGGGUUGACAUUGGUGACAUACAGGAAAAUCUGGGCAACAUUCAUUACAGUAAGGGAGAAAUUGAAGAAGCCCUGCUCUGUUUUCAAGAAGCCCUCAAGUCGAAGCAAGCUGACCUUGGCGAAGAGCAUCCGGAGCUCGCAUCACUCUACCAUCAUUUGGGCAAUUGCUUGGCUGAUCAAGACAGCAGGUUUGAGGCCAUUGAUCACUUUGAACAGGCCAUCCAGCUGAAGGAGAUUGACCCUGAUGGUGGACCUGAACGGGACGCUGACGUACUGACGAUUGAGGGAGUUCUUUCGAGUAUUAGUGGUCGUCAGGAAGAAGGUCUUGAGUGCUAUGAGAAAGCGCUAAACAUCCUCGUGACCAAGUGCCCCCAGCAGAAGGAGAAAGUGGCCUCUCUCUUGCAUUUGAUAGGUUGCAUGUAUUUGAUGUUUGGCCAGCACAAGAAGGCAAUGAAGCUGUUCGAAGAAAGUCUCUGUGCUCGUCGGAAGGUAUUGGGGUAUGUUCACUUGGAUGUCGCUAGCACACUGUACAACAUGGCAUUUCUACACCAAAACCGGGGUCGCUUGGACAAGGCGCUGAAGUGUUUGGAGGAGGCACUCAAAAUCAGGAAGCUCAGACUGCCUGAAAGUGAGAAAGUGGCUAUUACCUACGAGAAGAUAGGAAAGUUCGCACGAGAAAUGGGGAAGACAACAAAGGCCCAGAAUGCACUGGAAGAGGCGUUGCAAAUCAGGAAGAAAGUGCACGGAGGCACCCAUGAGGCAGUAGCAACAGUAUUGCAGGAGCUAGGUGAUCUCAUGGAUGACAAUGCCAAUUACAAGGACGCCAUGGACAAGUACUUUGAGGCUUUGGACAUUCGUCAGAAUCUGUUUGGAAAUGAUCAUGUUGCUGUAGCAGAAACUUUCUACAGCAUGGGUUAUACUCUUCAGAACCAGGACUCCCUUGAUCAGGCACUGGAUUGCUUUGAAGAGUCCUUGAACAUUCGCAAGGUACAGCUAGGUCUAGAUGCCAAGGAGGUCGGUGACACCUUGAACAUGAUGGGAUUUUUGCAAGCAAAGAGAGGGGAGCUGGAUGAUGCUCUCUCCCUCCUCUGGGAUGCACUGCGCAUCAGGAAGCUGCAAGAGGACCAUGUCAAGGUUUCUGAGACACUCAAGAACAUUGGAAAUGUUCACAGGGAGAAACAAGAGCAUGAGCUUGCCAUUGAGUGCUAUGAAGAAUGUCUAAGAAUCCGGCGAUCUGAACUUGGGGAUGUGCAUGAGAAGGUUGCCGAUGCCCUGAUUGCAAUGGGAAAUGUCCAAAGCGACAUGGAACUGGCAGAAGAGGCAAUGCGAUCCUACAGAGAAGCUCUUACUAUCAGGACGUAUUUCUUUGGAGAACAUGACGACAGUGUUGGUGCAGUGUUGCAAAAGAUGGGUUCACUCGAAUUUCAGAAUGGAGAGUAUGAGAAGGCUUUGAGCAUGCUGACGGAGUUCAUCCGCAUUCGACAAGAGAAUGAUUCCGAGAACGACGGUGACUAUGUAAAUGUUUUGUUCAUGAUUGGAAACAUCCACAAAAUGCAAGGCAACGAAGAAGAAGCAAAGAAGUGGUGGACAGACGCAUAUGAUGUCUUCCAGGAGUUGGGACUCUCAGAAGGAAACCCGCAAGUCGCUCAGGUCAUGGACAACCUGCUCCGUCAAGAGAACAUUGGCCAGAGGGAAGAAUAUGAACAGCGCAGUCAAGGUUUCUUCGGAGGCCUGGCGGAAAUGAUCAAGGACACGAUCCAAGAUGACAAGUUAGGCCUGGGAAGACUUCGUCCAGGCAGUGCAGGGCAGAGGCUUGGAUAG